Neodiprion virginianus is the source of this 10677-nucleotide messenger RNA. RefSeq names its product SR-related and CTD-associated factor 4-like (gene Isha). Bases 216 to 5087 code for a protein of 1623 amino acids. The record is from RefSeq and is a predicted model, not a curated record. The transcript is spliced from 15 exons. Gene Ontology annotation, molecular function: RNA binding. Gene Ontology annotation, cellular component: nucleus. Lineage: Eukaryota; Metazoa; Arthropoda; Insecta; Hymenoptera; Diprionidae.
GGGUAGCGGCGGCGGCGGGGAGGCGGCCAUCUUGAUUCUUGGAUGGCAUGGCCCAGCUCGGAAAGUGCGCGACGACGAGAAAUGUAGUUAUUUCGUUAAUAUAAUAGGUUUAUUAAUACGAUAGACGUUUGUGGUGUGAACGAGGAGUGUCGCGCCCGUCCGCGGGGCUCACGGUUAUUUCGCCGAAGGGCAGUUUCGCCGUACAACAAGACGAAAUGGAUGCGGUUAAGGCGUUCAACGCCGAGCUCUCGUCGUUGUACGAUGUUAAGCCACCAAUAUCCAAGGCCAAGAUGACAUCUCUUACUCGAGGUGCAAUCAAGGCCAUCAAGUUUUACAAGCAUGUUGUUCAGAGUGUAGAAAAAUUCAUACAGAAAUGCAAACCGGAGUACAAAGUCCCAGGUCUGUACGUCAUUGAUUCGAUAGUUCGUCAGUCGCGGCACCAGUUUGGGGUUGAGAAGGAUGUUUUUGCUCCAAGGUUUGCUAAAAAUAUGCAAACGACGUUUCUUAAUUUGCUGAAAUGCCCACCUGAGGACAAAAGUAAAGUAAUACGUGUCCUGAACCUCUGGCAGAAGAACGCAGUAUUUCAACCUGAAGUUAUUCAGCCGCUUUUUGAUCUUGCCGACCCUAAUCACCCCAUUCAUAAGGAACAGCCUCCUAACAGUAAUGGUACUCUCAAUGUUACAAAUGCUAGUAAUUUAAGCUCCAUAAGCGCAGUUACAAAAACACCACCUUCAGCAGUCAAAAACACACCAAAAGACCAAAAGAUGUUCCCAUCAUCAAAGUCUAUUGAUCCAGCCUGGUUGGCGCAAACUAAAAUGGAAACUGCGAACAUAGCAAAUGCUAGUAAAAUGAUGGGUCAAGGCGGAACUAAUCAGGUUGAUGCGACGUUGUUAGCUCAACUUCAGCACUUGCAGCAACUGUUACUGAAAAAACAGGAAGCAGCUACUGUUAAUGAGAACCAGUCAUUGGUCAAAUUUGAUAAGAAACUCCUCGACUUCGACUACGACGAAGAAGAAGAUGACGAUGGGAUCAUGGGUAGUUCACCUGUAGCCAUACAGUCGAACUUGGGACAACACAAUUCAGGACCAGCUGGUGGGAGCCUCGAAGGAUUGGGAACUCUGCUUACUAAUCCCGAGGUCCUCAAACAGUUGCAGACAUUACAGCAAACUAUGCAGAGUGGCAAUGCUACUGCAACGCAGCACGAAAUGGAGGAAAAACGGCGCAAGUUACAACAAAUGAAACAGCAAGAGGAUGAAUUCGAUAAACACUUAGCACAAACAGUUCCUAGUUUACCGUUUGCCUCCGAAUGUGAAUUGAAGCCCUCCGAUGUUCUUAAGCCAUCGCAGCAAAGUGGAAUUUAUAAUGCUGUAGCAAACAUCAACAUGAAUGCUGCGCUCAUGCAACAAGACAUGAGUCAGCCACCGCCAGGUUAUCCUCCGGCAUUACCUUACGCUUCCCAGCCUCCGCAGAGCCUGAGAGUCACUCCACAGUCCUCACUUCAAAAUGUGAAAAGUCCCUUGAUUGAUGAGAGGCAGGAUUCCAUGGACUUUCCAAGCUCCGCUCCAACAAGACGGGACAGUAGCAGUGUCGAGAUAGUAAAUUGUGACAACAUAAGGUCACAAAGUGGUUCACCAGACAGGUAUAGGCGACGUAGUCGGUCUAGAUCUCCCCGUCACAGGGAUAGAGACCGGAAUCGUGAGAGGGAUAAAGACAGAAAAUCUCGGUCAAGGAGUAGAUCUAGGCGCAGGAGGUCACGAUCCAGAGAAAGAGAUCGUGAACGAAAACGCGAUGAUAGCCGAGACAAAAUGUCUGAGGAAGAACGGGAAAAACAAAGAGAACGGAGAAAACGAGGCCUUCCACCAAUCGUAAGAGAGAAGCUUAGCGUUUGCAGCACAACGUUAUGGGUUGGUCAUUUGUCGAAAUUGGUUCAUCAGGAAGAACUUUCAGAUACAUUCGGAGAACUGGGGGACAUAGUUAGCAUUGAUCUAAUAUCGCCUAGAGGAUGCGCUUUUAUAUGCAUGAAUAGGAGGCAAGAUGCUUAUCGAGCUCUUACCAAGUUGAAAAGUCACAAAAUGCAGGGAAAAGCUAUAACGCUUGCUUGGGCACCAGGCAAAGGAGUUAAAGGCAAGGAGUGGAAAGAUUACUGGGAAGUUGAGCUUGGCGUCAGUUACAUACCGUGGAAUAAGUUGAACAAUGUAACAGAUCAGGAUCUAGAAUUAUUGGAGGAAGGUGGUAUGAUAGACGAAGAUACACUGCCGCCCAGAUUGAAGGGUAAACUGAAGCAUGCUGUGGCAAACGCAGAAACGCUGCAGCACCAGCUACACCUUCAGCAGCAAACUCUUGCCACUGCAUCUGUAGCGGGGACACCAAUUCCCACAUUAACAGAUGGUAUUGUUAAUGUAAUGUCCUCUGCCGAGAACUCUCAGCAGCAGCAACAGCAACAGCAGAUGGUCGAUACCAGUCAACCACCGCCCAUUAGACCGCCCACCAGUGCAUCUUUGCUCGCCCCCCCUAACUCUCAACUUCAACUGAUGCCUCCAGGCUUUCCCAUCACUGGUGUAACACGUAUGAUAGGUCCCAUGGGACUUCAAAUGACGCAUGGACUGAUGCCCAACGUACCUAUCGGUGUACCUCCACCAAAUAUGCAGGGACUAAUCGGCCCAGGUAUGAUGCAAACCAUGCUGACUCCUCCAGUGAAUUCACCUUUUGGAGCUGGAGUUGGUGUAGGUCUCCUUGCUCAAAUUCCGCUUCCUGCGCCUGCUGCACCUUCUGACAAACCUAGUGCCACAGGCAUGCCGCACAAUGUUCCGCCCAUGGGAGUGCCUCCUCCGACAUCAGAGGCAAAUUUGGCAAAUCUCCCAAUGCUGAGACAGCCGUUCGGUAUCGGUCCACCGCCACCGAUGCAGAUGCAAAUGUCGCAGCAACAUCACUCGGACGAUAUGGAUGUCGAGAUGGAAAUGGAGGACGAAAUACCGCAGAAUACGAUAACCAUGCCGAAAGAAAAGCAGCCGAAUUUGAGUGACCAGCUUCUUGCGGCAAUGGGAAAAGCCCAUCUGACCGAAAAUAGACUAGAAGAUGAUGGUCUCGGCCGAGAAAUGAGAGCCGAAAGGAACAGAGAUAGGGAUCGAGACCGGGAAAGAGAGAGACGAGACAGAGGAGACCGCGAGAGAAGCGAUCGAGACGAGAGCGCUGAUUCCAGACGAGAUCGCGGACGGGGAAGAGACAGGGGACGCGACAGACGAAGAGAUGGUCGAGAGAUGCGUGACAGGGACAGAGAGGAGCGCAGAGAUCGCGGAGAUAGAGACGGCCGGGAAAGUAUAAGGUCAGACGUGUCUAGCGGUCUGCCAAAUCAAAACAAUACUCACGAAAUGGACGGCGGGGGUUCAAAAAAGGACGUGAAACCGAGUCUAGCGGACAGGCUACGGCAAUUGGCUGAUGGCACACUGCCUCUUGACGACAGAAUGGACAGGAAUAACAGGAGCGACAGAAUCGAUCGGGACAGAGGCGAUAGAUCUUACGAAGAUGUCAUUGUCGGUGGUCGCAGACCGGGCGAUUUACCCCCAUCUUUAAUGGAUCUACCCAAAUUUCCCCUGGGACCUCAGGACAGACCCGACUUCGGACCUAGGGGACCCGACUUCAGAGGCGUAUCGCAGGAUCUUAGGGAUUUUCCUCAGCGUGGACCUGGCGACCGGGACAGACCGGGCUAUGGGGGCAGGGGACCGGUCGGACCGCCGCGGGGACCGAUCGAUGAUUUUACCGAUCCGAGAAUGCAUGUCGGAAGAUUCAAUGAUGACUUCGACAAUAGAAUGGGGCCCAAUGGUCCGAGGGCCGAUGAUUUUAACCCCAGAAUGGGACCCGUUAGGGAUGAUUUUGACCGUCCUGAUAUGCGGGGCCGACAUCCAAUGGAUGAUUAUGAGAGGGAACGCUACGAGUACGAAAUAAGGCAGCGCGAAGCUGGCUUUGAUCCCAGAAUGGCUGACGCUUUCAAUACCAGAGGUCAUCCUGAUCAUCCAGACUUCGAUCCUAGGCGGAGAGACUUUUUCCCAGGACCCAUGGAUCCGGGCUUUGGACCUCCACCUAUGAUGGGGCCAAGGGGACCCCGUGGACCCAUGGGGCCUGAUGGCUUCGGUCCUAGAGGCCCUGGAAUCGGACCGCCACGUGGUCACGGCCCUCCUAUGUUUCACCCACGGGGUAUGGGUCCAAGGGGUAUGAGGCCUGGUAUGAGGCCACCUUUCGGGCCUCGAGGGCCGCCGUUCGACCCCAGAGAAGCAGAUUCCUUCUUCAGGCCACCGUUUGACGAUCCGCGUGGUCCUCCAGGGCCACAUAUUAGACCACCGUUUGCAGCGCUCGGUCCUCCAGCUGGAGGGCCUGAUGGUCCUUGGAGAAAUCAAGAAAAUGGUCCACCAGGAUCGUGGCCAUUAGACGAGGUGGAGAAUGGUGUUGAACAUGGUGGAGACGUUGGCGAUCUGGAGGAAAAUCACACGAGUCACAGGGACAAUGAGGGAAGAGCAAAGUCUCAGGAUCGUGAGAGUCGUAACAGGAGCAGAAAAUCAAGAUGGGGCAAUGUGAGCCCGCCACCUGCGGAUCAUACGUUCAAUGAGGAAAGAUCAAUAUUCGGCGAAGAGAAUGAUCAUGAGAAACAACCGUCAUCCUCAGCUCCGAUUUUAGAGGAAAUAUUUGAAACAAGCAACGAGAAUUUAAAUGACUUCGAUGAUUUGCCUGAACAUGGUUCUGAGUUAGUCGAAAAUUUGGAAACGUGUGACGCUCCGGAGCACUGCCAUUCUGCAAAUAACCAGAAAGAAAAUGACAAACAAGAAGUGGUUCACAUAUCUCCUGAAACAGCAAAUGAGUUUGCCAUAGAAUCCAAGAACGAAGAAAUGGAUGGCUUAAACGAAUCUUUUAAUGCACCUGACGAUCAUAUCGAUUCUUACGAACCUGAGGAAAAAGUCUUUGACCCAGCGGACGAACACGUGAAUGUGAAUAUUGAAAGUGUUGAAAACCAGGCUAUGCCUGAAUCCCGAGACGAUCAAAACGAAGCUAAUGAUCAUGUUGCGUCGCCAAAAUCGGAAUCAGAUGAGCUGCUAUAGGAAGUUAAUGAAUGACCAAAAAGUAAAUUUUUAGCUAAAGAAGGAGCCGAAAAAAAUCAAUGCACGAUAAAAAUUAAAUAUACUGCAGAUUUGAUAUUCAGCUAAGUAUGAAGAGAUUGAAAGAAAGGAGUCUUUGUGAGUGAAAGGAAGUGAAAACAAAAAACCAGAAAGACUAAGAAAAGCGUAUGCAUGUUGUGCAUAUUAAACGCAUACAUAUAUACAUCCAAAAAUAUGUAUAUGUGUAUGUAUAUAUAUAUCUACACAUUGUAUAUAUACAUUGCAUAUAUACUUUACGGUGGUCCUUAUUUGAGGGUUGGACAAAUUUUCUUUGGUUAUGCUCCCAGAUCUGUUCCAAAUCAUUAAAAAAACAUCUGUAAAGUUUUAAGCCUCUACGGCAAUUGGAACACAUGUCUCUAAGCUCUGAAAGUUUUAAACAUAAAAUACAUAUAGUUUUUAUAACCAGGUAUAUCGUUUUGUUUGACUUUGAUAUAAAUUAAAGGACCGAUUUCAAACUUGGCAGUGCUGUUGCAUAUAAUGAUAGAAACAAACCCUGAAAAUUAAAAAAUUUUGUCAUAAUUUUAUAAUAUAUUACUUUUGUUAUAUAAGCUUAAUACCAUCACUUUUAUUAGGUUUAUACAUUAAGGAACAAUAAUUAUAAAAUUGUGGCAUUUUCAGAGUUUGUUCCUAUUAUUAUGAGCAACAACUCUGCCAAGUUUCAAAUCGGUCCCUUAAUUUAGACCAAAGUCAUAAAACACGAAAUACCUGGUUAUAAAAACUAGAUGCAUUUUACAUUUAAACCUUUCAGAGCUUUGAGGCAUGUAAUCCAGUUGUUAUAGAGGCUUAAAACUUUACACAGACUUUUUGAAUGAUUUGGAAUAGAUCUGGGGGGCGUCCCAACAAAAAUUUUUCCGACCCCCAAAUAAAAACCACUGUAAUAUACAUAUAUACAUAAAUGCAUUGUGUAUGCGUAUCCAUGUAUAAGAUGAUAGUGAUCAAAGUUAUUUAAUCUAGGAAGUGAAAUACAGAGCGGACUUUCGGACUUUUCUUUUGCGAGCGCCAUACUCCGGAGUGGUGGGGAGCUAUGGGUCCAGUGAGUUUAUUUUUACUACUAAAGUCAUUAGGUAAAGUCGCAAUGAAUAAUGAAACUUGAUGAUGAAUGAUAUCUUAUUCGUUUAGACAAAGCAAAGUUAAUGAUAAUAAUAAUAUUAUUAACAAAUUAAUUAAUGAUUCCAUCAAAGCUCUAAACUUUUAAUGUAUAUACAUUAUACAUACAUACAUACUUGUAGGAUAUACAGACAUAUGUCUGUAUACUGCUGCUUCUUAAUUGAACACUGCUGUGAUAGUGAACACAGGACCUAUCUACUAAGUACCUAUAGGAAAGACAAAAUGAUAGAAAAUUAAAGAGAGAGAGAGAGAGUAAAUAGUAACAAUAGCAAUAAUAAUAGUCAGAAUUAGUUGUCUUCAAUGAAAAUGAAUUUGAUUUCUUUCGCCGCGUUUUUGUUUAAUCAGCAGAGUAGGAUAUAAAUUUUACUUAUUGAUGACUUUUUUUGACCAUCAAUCAGAAUUUAGAUUGCUUUGAAAAGUAGGAAAUUUUUGAUGAAACGCGAUCACCGAUUAAAAAUAUGUGGGUACAAUUGAAAGUAGUAAAAUAUAACUAGUAAUUUUAUUAUCAGUCAACGAUAGUUUUUCUUAAGUGUCUUUUGUUUCUUUUCUUCUUCUGACACUUCUCAACUUCCAUUCACCUAGCUAUUUCGCCUAUGUAGCAAAAUUUUUUUUUUUUUUUUUAAUUUUAUUUUUAGUGAGUAAAUUCGUAGGGGUGAAGGGACAAGAAAAGAAGGAGAAAAUAGAAAUUGUCGAAGUAAAACUUGUUUUCCAAUGAAUUGUUAGCAGGGAAGGGAGCGGGUACCUUACAGCGUGCGUAUGGUAUCUUGUAUUACUCGUUUAUGUACCGAGCCUGCAAUCAUGUAACGUUAUUAAUUUAUUGAAUUGUACAUACAUACACGCGUAUAUUGACUAAAUAAUUUUAUAUUUUCAUAUAUAGACGAAAUGAAUGAAGAGUAGCAAAUAUAUUCUAUAUAAUUACGUAAAGACAAAUGAAAUAAAUGCUGUGCAGUCAACAGUUGCUUAAGCAUGAUCGUAAUUAUAUUCAAAAAUGAAAUGAAAUGAACUGAAAAAGAUAAGUAAUCAAAAAAAAAAGAAAAUAAGAAAACAAGAAAAAUAGAUAAAAAAGUAAUAAUAAACAUUUUAUACAAAUCGUUUGCAAAUAAAUAUGGCGUUAUCAUUCCAACUUUCUGCACUGCUCCUAAGAAUAAAAUACUAUUUUCUUACAUACUUUGCAUCAUUGCAGAGAAUUAGGUUUAUCUUCCGUAACUUCUUUCAAGUUUGUAAUUAUUAAAGUGAAUCAAACUUAAUUUUUAUUUCAAUUUUCUUCUCACCGUGCUUCGUAUAUUAGUAAAACUCUGCAGAAGUAUACAAUAAAAGCAUUUGACGACUCAACAACAAAAUUUUCCAAUUCUCUACGUAUUGCAUCUCUAUUGUAUGUACAUUAUAAAAUAUCUUACAUUAUCUUAUAAAUGAAUUGGACUUCAUGUUGCAAGAGCAUAUUUUUGAUUUGAAAAGAAAAAGAUGAGUAUACGUGAAGAAAACCUAGGUGUGUCAUAUUUGAUGCAAAGUUAUGAUCUAAGGUAUACAAUCAAUAACGAGAAUGAGAUGAUAUAAGAAAUAAAAUGAGGUGGAUAUUUUUCUUGAACAACCCUCGGUUCCUGUGUUCACGCGCAAGCAAGCAAGCAUUCAAGUGUACCCUACUUGUACAACGCAGCGAUGGAUAACUCGCGCUUGCGCUCAAACUGAGUGACAAGUGCAAGGUACUGUCCCUAUUACCUACGUACGUCAUUCGUUAUUAAAUUAAUAUUUGAGUGAAGUUAAAAUGGAAAACGAAUAAUUCAUGUGUCGAUAUGAACAGAUAUGUGAAAAAUGACGUCAGCCCGCACCACUCCUGCAAAGGCAAAGAAAGAAACUCUCCGUACACUCGCUCGCACUUACUUUGUGAUUCCAACCGACUCAAUAACACGAUUUGUAUUUUAGUGUACUGGUUUUUUUUUUUUGAUCAAAUAGGUCCGUAUUCAUAGCUGUUAUUACCAGAAAAAUUUGAUUCUAAAGAAAAAGGUGUACGAUACUGUAAUAAUCUUAAUUCUGUAUUAAAUAGAUAGGUAUAGUAUCACAACAGUAUAAAAAAGAGAAAAAAAAAAGUUAUGGAAUUUCGUACCGUGCGCCUUUUUUUUGUGUAUUUUUUCUUUUCUCAAAAAACUGUAUAAUUAAUAUCACAUCGUAUAAAAAUGUCCAAUAGCCUUACAAUUGGAAAAGAAAGAACAAAAAUGUAUAGUCAUAAGAAUGUUAUAGCACUUGAAACAUUUGUCGAAAAGAACGGGAGAGCUCCGAGCGUAUUCCAGUGUCAUUGGGAUUUGUUUCUUUUUUUUUCUAGGAGAUUCAUUGUAAAUUGUGAUUUUCAUUAAUUCGCGAGACUAGGAAGAAGAUAUAAAAGAAAUUAUUUGAAGUUAAGAGCGUUCAAGUUCUAGCAAUGUUCAACUAGAUUUUGUAUCUUCAAUUAUUAGUGGAAUACCGAUUAUAACUGCAAAGAGAGGAAGGGAAAAAAGAUACCACUCCAUUGACUCCGAGGAAUGAAUGAGAGAAUGAAUAUAUAUUUAUCUAUAAAUACGGACCUGAAGCGAGCGAUUAAUUUGUUUGGUUUUUCCUUUACAUGAGGAUAUAGUCGUAUCUUGAGAAUGAUUUGGAUUUCUUUUUAUGCUGUACCGUAUGGCGUAUUAAUGAAAUUUAAUAGACUUUCAUUGUAUCGUGAGGUUUGAUCAACUUUUGUUGUCACUAUAAUGUAAUUAUUAUUAUUAUUAUUAUUAUUUUCACUACUACUAUUAUACUUUAUUUCUUUUAAAUAGUUUUAGAACAAUCGAUUAGUUACGCUAUUAUCGCCCUUACUACUCCUUAAUUUAAAUUUUCGAAGUCGAUUAUCUCCAUUUCUCCUUCAAAGCCACAGGGGACUUGUUGCAGACUUAAGGGGGGUGUCCUGGGCGAUUUCGACAUUGACAUGUAUAUAUAUAUCCAAAUAUCGAAGUCCCCGUAUCUCAGACGUAACAAAGGGCUAGACAGCCCUAUUUUAUACACAAUUCUGAACAGAAACACUCCUAUUGCGAUUUUGUAGAAUCCGUGCCAUUUCUUUAUUUCUGCGUCAAAUAAAAAUGUAGUGGAGUGAUUUUGUGCAGAAUUGUGUAUAGAAGGGGGCUGUCGAGCCCUUUUUAGAUUAUGAGAUACGUGGACUUUGAUAUCUGGAGAUAUUUACGUAAACCUCGAAAUCGACCAGGGCACUGCCUUAAUAAACUCUACUCAACUCUACUAAAAUGUCAAUAUACUAGGAAGAAAAGGUUCGUUAAGUCUUUAGUAUGGAGUGGUGCAUGUGGCACUAUUUCAGAAAUCUAUGAAAUUCGUUUAUUCUUUUUUUUGCCAUGCGUGCAUUUCUAACUUGUUUCUUUUUUUUUUUUUUUAUUGUUAUUUGGAAAAUUUUCAGUUUUGUGUACCUACGUAUAUCGUGUGUGAUCAAGAAGAAAAUAUCAGUUCCAGUGUUUCAGUUUCUUCGAAUUUACGUUAUUUGUGCAACAGGUUGAUCAUAAUGAAUUUUCAAGAAAGUACGGAAUAUUGUACCAAAUACAAAAACUAAUGAAUAAGAAUUCGAGAAUUAUCUUUGCCAAAUAUUACAUGACGAUCCGUUAGCUCAAAGCCGCUUCUGAGAACGUUUAUACACAUGCCUUAUACCGCGUUUGAAUUAGUUUGAACUGUCAGCGAUUCUUGGGAAAAUUAUCGUUCGGAAAUACAGUAUAAUAUGCAAAGCCACGCUGUUCUUUUUCGUAGAUAUAAUAUAUAUAUUCGUAUGUAACACAUGUGCACAUGUGAUAUCUCCAUACUUAAUAGGAGGUAUACACGAUAGAUAAGUAUCAAGAAAUGGAAUAAAAUAAUUCGGAUUUUUCAAAACUGAGCUAUGAGUGACAAACAUAGACAACGACGAUGACGACUACAAGUAAGAGAUUUGCAAAAUGACACGCCAUAGCCUACGCGAAAAAAGUCUUUCGUCAGAAAGUAAUUAUUGAUUGUAAAUCGGGAAUUGCACGUACAGCAGUUGCACUAUAUCGAAGUAUAAAGAUACAAUAGUACAAUAAUUGAUUAAUGAAAGCUGGAAAUUGAUUAUUCAUCAAUCAAUUAAUUGUCAAUGCACGUAUAUGAUUGAGAAAUUAGUUGAUUUGUUAUGUGUUUUACACGGGCGUACGAUGCAUAUGACGGAAUAUAUUACAGGUAUACUUAAUACCGAAAAAAAUUUGACUAAGGAUAAAGAUGUACACUUUCAUUUUUCUUCGGCCAAGAAUUACCCGUAUAAUUUCACAUUUAUUAAAAUGUAAUGGAACAGAGUGUAAGAUAGUAUGAUUUUGGAAUAACUGGCGGUGCAACUACAGUGAUGAUGCUCAUUAUCACUACUAUUGUUAUUAUCAUUAACGAGGAAAGAUAAGAUACAAAAUUGAGCAAUUUUGGA